This is a messenger RNA of Symbiodinium necroappetens, 2544 nucleotides long. Lineage: Eukaryota; Dinophyceae; Suessiales; Symbiodiniaceae. The record is from the annotation of a GenBank genome assembly.
AUGCGGGGAUCAGCUGUGUCUCCGGCACAGUGGGAGGAGCACGUGGAUCCGAGUUCUGGCAAGAAGUUUUUCUUCAACCCGGCCACCCAAGAGACGAGCUGGACAAGGCCAAAUUCCCGUGCAGGCUACCCGCCUGAUCCCGCGAGGAAAUCUGACGGCUGGACGGAGCACAGAGACCCAGCUAGCGGAAAGAUGUUUUAUUUCAACACUGACACCAAACAGACAAGUUGGCAGAAGCCCGGUGCAGCGUCAAGCUCGGAUCCUUGGACGGAGCACGUCGAUCCUGAUUCCGGCCGCAAAUUCUAUUACAACAGCACGACGAAGGAGUCAGCGUGGAUGAAACCAGUCAGUUUGGCUGAUCGGAGCGUCGGAUACCAAAAAGGCCCUCAUGUGGCCAAGAGCAAGCCGCUGGCCCCUCCUGCUGCCCCAGCCCCAGUGCCACCUCCUCCAACUUCGCCGACAAGGCCGUCCAUACCGGCACCGCCAGCACAAAGGGUAGCCCCCGGCCCCAGCCCUGUGGCUCCGCCUCAGUGGGAGGAGCACGUCGACAGCUCUGGCCGGCGGUUCUUUUACAACCCCGUUACCCAGGAGAGCUGCUGGAGCAAGCCCGGCUCAGCCUCUUCAACUGUGCCCCGCCUGCCGGCUUCUCCCGUUCCUCCUCCGAAGAGGUCUGAUGGUUGGACAGAGCACAGAGACCCAGCGAGUGGCAAGCUUUUCUAUUUCAACACGGAGACGAAGGAGACAAGCUGGCAGAAGCCAGGGGAUGCACAGGAGUGGACCGAGCAUGUAGAUGAAUCUGGUCGGACUUUCUAUUACAAUUCCCAAACCAAGGAGUCGUCCUGGUCAAAGCCCGUUGCCAAAGAUGACUGGGAAGAGCAUGCGGAUCAAGCCACAGGACGGAAGUUCUUCCACAACCGGCAGACUGGGCAGAGUUCCUGGGAGAGACCCAUACCUGAUCACAGCGACGCUGGGGAGGGCUUGCAGCUCCUGUGCUUCGAUUUCGACUGCACGAUUGCUGCCAUCCACGUUUUCGAGGAGCUUUGCCGACGAGGGGGCUUCGAUGGCCCUUCGCAGAAGGCAAAGCUGGAGGUCCAAUGCCGAGAAGAGCCGGAGUUCCCCUCGAGGAUCUACGGCGGGCCUGGAAGGUUGCAGGAGUUGAGGAGCUUCUUCCAGCAGACCCCGAGGCGAAAGGUCAUCGUGAUCACCACGGGCUUUGGGAACGUGGUCGAUGCAGCUCUAGCCAAGGGUGGACUGCGGAAGUUCUUCGCAGAGGUCAUCGGCAGGGAGCAUCCGCUGUCGGAGGCGAAGCAGGGCAGAAAGGACCGCAUCAUAGAAGAACUCCGGCGCAGGGACGGUCUCUCUGCAUGGCAGGUUCUUUUCGUUGAUGAUGAUCCCGGCAACGUCCUUCCUGCAGCUGAGCAGCGCCUUUGCCGCACGGUUUGGGUUCCGAGACCUGUGGGUGGUAUGGACAGCAUGAUGCUAAGGCUCAUCCGGGAAGCAGCGGAGGACGACACUGGAAAGCGUAGCCGUGGCAUGUUCCGCGAGGACCUCUCUCUCGCCGCUGGAGCGCCUUCGGCUGCAGCCUCCGCACGGAGCCUGCGCCAGGCCGUUGAGGGAGUGCCCGAGGACGAAGAGGUCGAGGAAUCGGUGCCGCCCAUGGCUUGGAAGCCCAAGGUCUCCGUUUCACUGGAGCAGUCUGCUGGGCGCCAGCUCACAGAAGACAUCGACGCCAUCAUCUCCGAUGUGGUGAACCAAGCGAUCGUGAAGAAAGCGAUACAAGGAGCAGUCUCGUCAUGCAAAUUCUGCGUGACCAUUGCAGAUCCGCGUGGCAAAGAUUUCCCCCUCAUUGCCGUCUCGGAAGCCUUCGAAAACAUGACUGGCUUCAAGAGGAGUGAGAUACUUGGGGCCAAUUGCCGCUUCCUGAAUCAGGGGUGCCCCAUCUCGCCGUCGGAUCUGGUUGGUCUCAGACUCGCCAGUGAACGUGGGUGUGCCUUCACGGCGCUUCUCCCGAAUCGGAAGAAGUCGGGCGAGAUGUUCAUAAAUCUUCUGGACUUGCGGGGCCUGACUAUUGCGACGGAGCUUUGGUAUCUCAUAGGGAUCCAGGCUGACAUCACUGGACUGGGAGAUCGCAAUGUCCCAGAGGACCACAUGGCCGAGCUCCAAGAGAUUUCUUCGAUGAUCCGGAAGAAGCUGAUCAAGGAGAUCUCCUUUCUGGCCGCCGAGGCGACGGUCGGCCCAGACCAGCCAGACCGCCAGACGACGCUGUGCAGCACCGUCUCGGACCCGCAGAAGCUCACCAGAUCCUUCAAGCUCUUGCAGGAGCCCAUCUGGCGAAAGGGAUCGCUGAGUAAGCAGGCUGUGCUCGAGAUGGCUUCGAAGCUUGAAAAUCAAGCUCCCCAGGCGCGGCCCUCUGCCCCGAACGCCGCUCUCUCGAAAUGGUCGAUGUUCUCCGGAGGCGGACUUCACGUCUCCGUGUUGCUUCUGAGUGUCGCCUCCUUCCUGGCGGGCCUCCUGCUCGGACGAGGCUCCAGGCGAGGCACCUGA